UGAGAGAGAGAGAGAGAGUGAGAGAAACAACCAUACCGGCAGCUUCGAGCUGAUUACACUCCAACGGCCAGCACACACACUUUUGUGAGCUAAUGGAUGCUUUCCAGCUUCUCUUUCUUGUUGCAGUGGUGACAUCCAUAUCAGAAUGGAAAUCAGUUUCAGAUUCUGGCAAAUCACAAUGUGAGAUCAUGAAUGAGGAGAGCAUUACAGUGCUUGAAGGGGAGUCUCUUUUUUAUGUACCUUUUAUUUUAGAACCAAACUUCAACAAUAAAAAUUUUACAUGGUACAAAUAUAGCACCCAAAUUCAGAAUAUUUCCUCUGAUAAGAAAGCCAGGGUGCAUUACCAAGGCGAAGCACUGUUUCUCUUAAACCUCAACAUUUCUGAUUCUGGAGAUUACGCUGCUUGGGAAAUCAAGUCUUCAGGACAAUGUUUUAACCACCCUGUGAAAAUUGAAGUGUUCAAUGCAAGUUACAGAGGAAGCAAGAUGUUAAACUACGGAGAAAUCAAAAACUCUGACCAGAGCAAAAAGGUCCCAUGUCCAGAACGAGUCAAAAGCACAUGUAGUGCAUUCAAAGGAAACAUCACCUGGUACAAGGACUAUACUCUUAUUGAAGAUCAGCAUGAAGUCGAAUUGAGAGUGCAUAAUGCUACCAAAGACCACGAGGGCCUCUACACCUGUAUUUGUACCUGGGCAUACAAUAAUAAGGUGUACAGUACGUCAGGUUCGAGGGAACUUCUACUUCUAGAAAAAGCUGUGCACUACCUAGAAAUUUUGACCCCAGCUGAUGAGUCGCAGGAGCAGUUUGCUGAUGAAGGCUCGGAGAUUAAGCUGAAUUGCUCAGUUUUGUGUGGGACUAAUGUGAAACAUGACUGUAAUGCCAGCUGGUACAUCAAUGGAAUUCCUUUCAAAAACAGGGAUGGUUAUAGUCAAACUACCAAAAUAGCAACUGAGGAACCUUCAAAGAAUACCAUUGCCACUGCAAUCCUCACCAUUAAAAAAGUGUCUGCUAAGGAUUUUCAACAGAAGUUUAAGUGUUUUGGCGAGGGCUAUUACGUAACAAAGAAUGCCACUUUAACUCUUAAGCGGAAAGAAUCCAUAAUUCCACUUGCCAUUGGAGGAGUAUGCAUGUUAUUCGUUGGUGUUUUUGUCGCUGUUUUGGUCAAAUACUUUGCCAUUGACUUAGCCCUGUUCUUCAGACCCUACUUCCCACUAAGCAGUAGCAAUAAAGACACAAGUUUAUAUGACGCCUAUGUGGUCUACCAGACACCAAUGGACAAGAUCACUGAGGACACACUCUCUCAGUUUAUCACACAGACUUUGCCCUCUGUCCUCGAAGAUAAGUGCGGAUAUCGGCUCUUUAUCCACGGGAGGGAUGACAUACCAGGGGAAGAUCGUCUGGAGUUGGUGGAGAAAUGCAUGAAUCAGAGCAGGAGGCUCAUGGUCAUUCUCACACCAGAUCUGGGAUCAGGCUCCAUGACGACAGAGCGAUGGCCUGCCUCACCCCAAACCUCAGUGAUGGGAGGGUUUGACUGGCAGGUGGGGCUCCACCAUGCAUUGGUCCAGAGGGAACUGAGUGUGAUUUUGAUCCAGCUAGGAGACACGGGGCAACAGCAAUACACACACCUCCCCCCGGGCUUGCAGCACCUGAUUCGUAAGAGUGCCCCUUUGAAGUGGCCAGAGGGCUCUGGAGGCGCUGCAGCAUGGAACUCUCGCUUCUGGAAGAGAGUGAGAUACCUGAUGCCUGCCACACCUGUCAAAAAAUGUGCACAGUCUACUAUUAUCUAAUACAUCUUUCAACACGUUUUGUUUAAUGUUUUGUACAUAUAUUGGGAAAUGUAAGAAAAGGAUGAUCAGGAUUUAUCUUUUAUAAAUCCCAAGAAGCCAUUUGUCAUGGUCCGGAGUCUGUGAAUCCGUGUUUAUGUUUUGGUUUAUUAUUAUUCUGUGGUUUUGUUUAUUCUGGGUUUCUUGUACUCUCCCUUUUCACGUUUCAUGUUCCUAUGUUCUGUGUCCCUCAGUCUGUGUUAAGUUUGUGUGUUGUGUCAUUACGUGUAUGUGUUUCC
Messenger RNA from Maylandia zebra (zebra mbuna), 2062 nucleotides. RefSeq names its product interleukin 1 receptor-like 1 (gene il1rl1). The record is from RefSeq and is a predicted model, not a curated record. Lineage: Eukaryota; Metazoa; Chordata; Actinopteri; Cichliformes; Cichlidae. Gene Ontology annotation, biological process: signal transduction.